Molecule: messenger RNA, 3609 nt
Organism: Heterocephalus glaber (naked mole-rat)
Lineage: Eukaryota; Metazoa; Chordata; Mammalia; Rodentia; Bathyergidae
Gene: Pif1
Product: PIF1 5'-to-3' DNA helicase
Biological process (GO): telomere maintenance; DNA repair
Molecular function (GO): DNA helicase activity
Source: RefSeq, a predicted model, not a curated record
CUAGCUCUGGUCGCCUUAUACAUCAGGGUGCCAGCACGAGUGUCUGUCAGAAUCCCGGGUGGGAAGAGGACAGAAGGGCCCCCGCCAGGAGAGUACAGACUGGUCUCUUCGCCGGCGGCGGAGGCGGUGGCGAUGCUCGCGGGCACCGAGGAGGCAGCGGCGAAACCCGAGGACGCGGAGCUGCGGUGCCGCGUGGCCGUGGAGGAGCUAAGCCCGGGCGGGCAGCCGCGGAGGCGCGAGGCCCUCCGCAGCGCGGAGCUGAGCCUUGGCCGAAACGAGCGCCGAGAGCUGGUUCUCCGGCUGCGCGCAGCGGGCCCCGCCGGGCGAUCGCGUUGCUUCCCCCUUCGAGCCGCGCGCCUCUUCACGCGCUUCGCGACGACUGGGCGCAGCGCGCUGCGGCUCUCCAACCCCGGCGCCCCACGAGCCGGCGCCACGCAGCUGCUGCUCUCCGACUGCCCCCCAGAGCGCCUGCGCCGCUUCCUGCGCACGCUGCGCCUUAAGCUGGCUGCCGCCCCGGGACCCGCUCCAGCCUCCGCGCGUGCGCAGCUGCUCGGCCCACGGCCCAGCGACUUCGUCUCCGUCAGCCCGGUGCAGCCCGAGGAGCUGCGGCGCGCGGCCGCCACGCGCGCUUCCAAGAAGCCGCUGACAGAACAGCCGGCCCCGGCCGAAGCCAGCACGGAACCCCCCAGGUGGCCACUGCCGGCUAAGAGGCUCAGCCUGCCUCCCAGCAAGCCACAGCUGUCAGAGGAGCAGGCUGCUGUGCUGAGGGUCGUCCUGAAAGGCCAGAGUGUCUUCUUCACCGGGAGUGCAGGGACUGGGAAGUCCUACCUGCUGAAGCGGAUCCUGGGCUCACUGCCCCCCACAGGCACUGUGGCCACUGCCAGCACAGGGGUGGCAGCCUGCCACAUUGGGGGCACCACCCUCCAUGCCUUUGCAGGCAUUGGCUCGGGCCAGGCCCCCCUGGCCCAGUGUGUGGCUCUGGCCCAGCGGCCAGGUGUGCGGCAGGGCUGGCUGAGCUGCCGGCGGCUGGUUAUUGACGAGAUCUCCAUGGUGGAGGCGGACCUGUUUGAUAAGCUGGAGGCCGUGGCCAGAGCUGUCCGGCAGCAGGAUAAGCCAUUUGGCGGGAUCCAGCUCAUCAUCUGUGGGGACUUCCUGCAGCUGCCACCAGUCACCAAAGGCUCCCAGCCCCCUCGGUUCUGCUUCCAGGCCAAGAGCUGGAGGAAGUGUGUGCCCGUGACCCUGGAGCUGACCGAAGUGUGGAGGCAGGCAGACACUGCCUUCAUCUCCCUGCUGCAGGCUGUGCGGCUGGGCAGGUGCUCUGAUGAAGUGACCCGCCAGCUCAGGGCCACAGCUGCCCACAAGGUGGGGCGAGAUGGCAUUGUGGCCACGAGACUCUGCACCCACCAGGACGACGUGGCACUCACUAACGAGAGACGGCUGCAGGAGCUGCCGGGCGAGGUCCACAGCUUCAAGGCUCUGGACAGCCACCCUGAGCUAGCUCGGACCCUGGACGCCCAGUGUCCUGUGAGCUGGCUUCUGCAGCUGAAGCUGGGUGCACAGGUGAUGCUGGUGAAGAACCUGGCAGUAUCCCGAGGCCUGGUGAAUGGAGCCCGAGGGGUGGUGGUGGGGUUUGAAGCCGAGGGCAGAGGGCUGCCCCGGGUGCGCUUCCUGUGCGGCGUCACUGAGGUCAUCCGUGUGGACCGCUGGACAGUGCAGGCCACCGGGGGCCAGGUCCUCACCCGGCAGCAGCUGCCCCUCCAGCUGGCGUGGGCCCUGUCCAUCCACAAGAGCCAGGGCAUGUCUCUCGACUGUGUGGAGAUCUCUCUGGGCCGGGUGUUUGCCAGUGGACAGGCCUAUGUGGCCCUCUCCCGGGCCUGCAGCCUGCAGGGCCUGCGAGUGUUGGACUUUGACCCCUUGGUGGUCCGCUGUGAUGCCCGUGUGCUUCGUUUCUAUGCUACCCUGCAGCGGAGCAGGGGCCUCCGUCUGGAGUCCCCGUAUGACGAGGAGCCAGCCUCGGACCAGGAGAAUAUGGACCCAAACCGCUGAGUCCCCGCUGCAAAGGGGAGAUGGGGCUCCCCAGUCACCUGCUCCCUAGGGAAUAACUGGGGCGACCCAGUGUCCUUUCUCCAUUCCUCAGGGGGAUCCAGGCAGAAUUAAAGGAUAGCACCUCCGCCCACUUUCCAACUAGGCCUCAGUUUCUGCCCCUGUCCUGGGGAGCUGUUUCCAGGCUCAGAAGCCACCAUUUCUGUGCCUGUUAGAAAUAGGCCUGGGCUGGCACCUGGUGCCAGAGGACAAGCCCUGUGCAAGGCCUGGACACAGAGCUGUGGGGUGCCACGCACCCCUCUCUGGGCUGCAAAGGGCAUAGACAGUGCAGAGAGUGGCUUCGGGAGUGCAGCCUCUCCUGCAGGGGGCUGUGUUCAUGAGCUUCCUGUUGCUAUAACAAAAUACCAGAGGGCAUGGAACGUUAUAAAGAAAGGUCUUUACUUAGUACACAGUUCUUGAGGGUCAAGACCAUGCUGUCUGCACCUGCUUAGCUCCAGUGGGACCUCAGGGGAUAUGGUACAUAGGGCAAGGGGACAUUUGAGCAGGGACACAGGGCAUGAGAGACAAGUAGCAGAGACAAGCUGGGCAUGGUGAUGCACACCUGUAAUCCCAGAGCUUGGGAGGCUGAGGCAGGAGGAUCUGGAGUCCAAUCCUAGCCUGGACAACUUAAAGACUUAGUGAAACCCUGUCUCCAAAUUUUAAAAACUGGGUUGGGGAUUUAGCUUAGUGGUUUUGCCACCUGCUGCGCAAGUGCAAGGACCUGAGUUCAAUCCCUGGUACCAAAAAAAAAAAUUUAAAAAGGGCUGGGGAUGUAGCUCAGUGCAAAUGUCCUAGGUUCAGUCCUCAGUACUACAAAAAUUAAGAAGCAAGAGACAAGAGGGGUCUGGCUCACUAUCUUUCUAACAGCCAGUCCUAGCAGACCUGACUCACCAUGGGGCAGUGAUAGCCCUGAAGGUGGUGACCCUGGAACUUCUCCUCCACCCAUCUCCGUCUUGCCACCUCAAACCGCUACACUGGGACCAAGCACCAGCAUCUGAACCCAUAGGGGACAAACUCCAAACCAUAGCAGAGACCUGGAAGGGACCAGAAGAGACAGGAACUUGGGUUCCACCCAGGAGAGGCUCAGCACAGCACAGCACAGCCCUGGGCAGAUCCCCAAGCCCAACUGCACUCAAGCUGCAAACUGCAGAGCAGGGGGCAGGGGUAGUGUUUGGGGCCCUGGAAUGGAUGUUCUCGGGUUGUGUUUAUUUGGGACAAGUAAACCUGUGCACUCUGAGAACCGUGCCUCCGGCCCCUCCCCCAUCCAGCAGUGCUCUUGGCGCCACUGGCACUGGCAGUUGGGAAGCUGAGGUGGCUGAUGCUGGUGACGAGCAAUGAAAUGACAAGGGGAUUCACCAUCAUCCGGCAGACAUGGAUGCACCACAGCUCUUCUCCAUGUGGGCCUUGCGGGGACUCCAGCCUGGACAUUCUAAUGGGGAGGAAGCCAUCAACAAACCACCUCCAGUUCAUCAAAAAGUAGGAUGGCAAAAAAAAAAAAAAAAAGUUCCACAAAAAGUAGGAUGGCCA